Messenger RNA from Exophiala oligosperma, 3244 nucleotides. RefSeq lists its product as uncharacterized. The coding region runs from base 1081 to 2214 and encodes 377 amino acids. The record is from RefSeq and is a predicted model, not a curated record. The transcript has a single exon. NCBI's taxonomy places the organism in Eukaryota, Fungi, Ascomycota, Eurotiomycetes, Chaetothyriales, Herpotrichiellaceae.
CAUAUUCAUGUGAAAGCCCUCAGCCACAUUGCAGCCUAUUCUACAGAUCAGAGUCUUCUCCUACGAAGAGUACAAAUACCUCGCCGUGCCCAUUAUCUGGUAUCUCUCGUAUUUACCGUUCGUUACCUUACCUGAUUUACCGAAACGACCUCCACCCCAAUCUUUUCGGUCUCCUUCACCCCUCCCUCGCUCGCCAGGGGCUGGUCUAAGCGUCAAAAGAGGAUCAAGUCCAGGCCCACACACAUCAAAGAAAAAGUCGGGUACAUCCCUGCUCCUCACAGCGUGGGCGUUGAAAAGGACCCAAGCCAUCCGCUGUGAGGCAUCCACUUCCACCACCACCAUCAGCAGGACGUUCCUUGACCGACCUCGUCCUUUUUAAUUGCCCUCUUGCCCCUGAUCUCCCAACCUGAGAGAUCUAACCCAAAAACCAUUCUCAACUUCAACAGAGAGGCCACUCUCAUGGUUCAUGGGCUCGUCGAUUGGUCUAUUUCGCCAGCAGGUUCCAGCUGGUCCCAGGCCUUUCUCCCACCUCCCAGUCACCACUACGAGUAGCCAGCAUUAGUCACAAGCCUCCCAGCCGCCAUCAAACGCGCGGUCGUCCAGGGCUAACAGAGGGCAAUCCUGCUUCGAUCAGUCUCCGUCGCGCCGUCCAUCGACUCACGCCGGCAGCCUUGUCCCGCGACCCCUAGCAAGAAAUCCACUCUUGGCUGGUCCUCCCCUCCGGAAAGACAUAUCUCACGAACUUUUUUCCCAGCCCUCUGGAUUCUUCCUCUUUUCCCCUCUUCACUGCACAGUUUUGCACGUCAUCGCGCACCCGCGGAGACGACCAUUGAAUUUAUCAACACCACCCAGUAAAAUUGAGUCGCAAGGCUCAAUUCCAGCACCACGCCCAACCACCGGCACAGGCCCUUCACGCUAUGAUAUUCAGCCAGUCCAACAUCUUCCGAACCUACCUUACUUCUCGAGGCCUCGCCGAACCAUACCAGACAGACAUAGAUCCUGAUCGGGGGGAAGACUGUUGCGGACAGGGGCAGGAGUGAGGAGUGACGCCCACCAGAAGAUUUUUUUACGGUAGUCAAGAUGAGUUACCACUACGGCGUGCCGCCGCCGCAUUACACCAAAUAUCAUGGAACGUCCUCGCCUUAUCAUAACACGGAAUAUGUACACUACGCGCCACAAUACGACACGACGCCGAAAAGACAUGCUCGAAAGGCGAGCUACAACCCUUCGCCAAGGGUCGGGGGAUGGUUCUCGCCCGCCGGCUCACCACCUCCACCCUAUGAACACGGCGUCCAGUACGCAUCACCGCGGGAUGAUAUCUAUGUGAGUGAGGUAAAGGACAAAGUCCGCAAGCCCGAGGGCUACUACAAUACAUUUCCUACCUCAAGAUAUCAUACCCGCUCCACUUCGCGCAAGCAGAAUCAGCCCGUCUACAUCUACGACGAUGAAGCUGAAGACGCAGGAAUGCAGCCUACAUACAUCUAUCGAGAACCACCAAGACCGAAAACAAAGCAUGCAAGGAAGCCAAGCACUGAUACAUACUUUUACUAUGCGCAGGAACAGAUUGUAGAUGAGCAGCCGAAACGGUCGAGGACGCGACGAGCUUCGACCGCCAGCAAGCCCUCGCCUCGAUCCAAGAUCAGGUCGCAACCCAAAACAACUCCACAGGCAACCGAGGAGGACGCCAUCCGUGCUGGUAUUCCCGCUGGAUAUUCCAUCAAGCACUGGGACCCGACCGAGCUGCCCAUUAUUCUCCUGGGCAGUGUGUUCGAUGCGAAUUCUUUGGGCAAGUGGAUCUACGACUGGACCGUCUUCCACCAUGGCGCCUCAACGCCAAUGGCCGAUAUGGCUGGAGAGCUGUGGCUGCUUCUCAUUAAACUUGCAGGCAAGAUGAAGCGAGCGGAAGAAUGCGUGGAUCGCAUCCGCAAUCUCGACAAGCGCGAAACGGUCGAAGACUUCAUCGUCAGUGGCCACCGGAUGUGGGACAAGUUCAAAGGCCUUCUCAAGGACUGUGAACACUUCAUGCUCAAGGCUGCCAAGCGUGACGGCACAAAGACCAUGGGCAAGAAAGCUGGCACCGAGUUCGUCGAUUCCAUCUUCGGACGCGAUCGCUACCUCGAGUCGACGGAGAAUAUCAUGAACCAAGUUCGACUUUGGAACAUGCGAUUCGACGUCAACUGCGAGGAUACGCUGCGUCGUCCUUCCGCUGCCUAGAUUUCGUCUAGGUCCAGGCCGACAUCUCGUCGUGCCUGACUUCCACCGGUCAGGUGGCAAUUUUCUUGACAUAUCUCGAUGAUGUGGCGAAAUGGUUGGAGGUAUACGUAUACGACUUCGCCACACGCCACACUACACCAACACAAUCACAGAUCGACAUCAACAUAAACAUCCCGGUUCGCUUUGCGUACCAUUGGCGCAUGCAAUAAGCCGGCAGGCUGCAAUUGUAUCAACACAUCAACAAGCUUGUUUUUCCUGUCUUCCGAGCAUGGAUUCAUGGUUCGUGAGUCAUAGGAGAGGAGCUAGGGUCACAGGCUCUCUCUUGCUGUUCACGUCGUUCGUUUUAUUUUCGCUUUUCGUUUUGAGGGUACAAAAAAAGGGGAGCAUGGCAAGGCAACAUAUUGGUAAUACAAAAAACAACAUUUCCAGUUUCGGAGGACAUUGAGCAACAGGGAGCUGAAAACAAAAAGUUUCUCAUGAAGCCAUGAAAGGACGAAACAUCAUGACAGAUGAAAGGAGGAAUGACUCUUGUACUUGUACGGAAUCAUGGCGACGGUCGUCUGCGUCUUGUUUUGUUGUUGUGUUUUGCUUUCUGGUGGGAUAAGGUCUUUUCGGCGUUCAUUUUGAUCAUUGGACUUUGUCAUUUCUUUUUUUUCGCACGAUACCCCCCUUUUUUCGAGUUUGGGACAGCUUAUUGGGGUGUUUCUCCUUGAAUCUUGUCGGCUGUGUACCACCUUUUGGAAAUUUGGGAGUUCCUAUGCAUGUUUUUUUGGUUUUGGCUUUUAACUGCGUAAAGAGGCAGAAUUUGUCCGCGAGGACUUUUUAGGUGUUUGGGAAAUUUGAAAGUUGAAGUUUCGAUCUUUUUUGGAGCAAGCUAUCUAUCUAUUUCUCUUAUAUGGAUGUCCCAGACUUCCCUUGAUACAGAGUCAUUGUUCCAAUCGGGAUUGAUCAAUAUCGAGAUAGUUGGUGAUUCGGAGGAGUUUUGUUUUUGGAGUUUGUAAUAAACAUAUAAUUUUCGUUGUUUUCCUUG